Messenger RNA from Phyllopteryx taeniolatus (common seadragon), 4747 nucleotides. It is a transcript of the gene mrc1b, whose product is annotated as mannose receptor, C type 1b. The record is from RefSeq and is a predicted model, not a curated record. Gene Ontology annotation, molecular function: signaling receptor activity. The transcript is spliced from 31 exons. Lineage: Eukaryota; Metazoa; Chordata; Actinopteri; Syngnathiformes; Syngnathidae. Bases 141 to 4409 code for a protein of 1422 amino acids.
UGGGGCCACUUUCUCAUUGAAGCCAGGCUAAGAGGGGGAAAAAAGGAUCAGUUCUGUUAAGAAGUCUUCCUUUCCAUGGUCACGAUCAUAAGUCCGCUCCUUGCAACGCACGGGCCACGUCUGCAGCGCUUCUCGGAAGGAUGUCGAACGCCGGGAUAACACUAGCCGCCGUCACGCUCCUCGUCCCGAUGUAUUUGUGCUUGCAGAUGAAUGAUUCUCCAUUCUCGCUCUACAACAAAGCUUUGAGCUCGUGCCUACUGAAAAGGUCCUCCCGCUGCCUCGAGGUGCGAUGGACGAGCGGCGACCGCAUGUUUGUCACCUCCACCAAAAAAUGUCUGGGGGCGCAGGGCAAAAGUGUGGGCAGCGAGGUCAACCAGUACGACUGCGACGAUAGGACCGACCUGCAGAAGUGGGAGUGCAUGAACGGGACACUGCUGGCGCUGAAAGGCCAGAAGCCAGAGCUCUAUAUUGAGCUCAAGCCGGACGGAGGCAUCGCGCUCUCCAGGACGACAGGACCCGGCAACAGCUUUACAAUCACCGGGACGGCCAACGGCGCCUGUUCUAGAACCCACAGAGUAUUGUACUCCAUUGACGGGAACGCGUAUGGAAAGCCGUGCAUGUUCCCCUUCCUGUACAAAGAUCGGUGGUUUGGAGACUGCACGCCGUUCGACUCCUCUAUCAAGCGCCCCUGGUGUGCCAUUGGGACCAAAUAUGAACACGAGCAGUGGGGAUACUGCCCGACAUCAUCUUCGGAAUACUGGAAGAAGAAUCACAUCACAGGAGCUUAUUAUCAGCUCAACGCUCAGUCGGUUAUGAGUUGGGCGCAGGCUGACGAGAGCUGUAAACAGCAGGGCGCCACCCUGGUCAGCAUCACCAAUCCCAACGAGCAAGCUUUUAUCUCAGCACUAUUAGGAAAUGUGAAGAAUAAGCUUUGGAUCGGGUUGGUCCUGAACCCCGACCAUGGUUGGCAGUGGACGGAUAGCAAACCCAUGCGAUUCCUGAGAUGGGAUAGUGGAUUCCCGCUUCCUAAUCCGGGCCACAACUGCGCAUUCCUGGAGUCGGCCGGCCAGCACAGGUGGCAAACUUUCUCCUGCUCAAAGAAGAUCGGCUAUAUCUGCUACAAACCUGGGGCCCCGCCUCUGCCGCCACAGGUUGAGCAAGGAUUCUGUUCAAACCCCUGGAUUCCGUACAACGGCCACUGCUUCCAUCUCCUUCGGACCCCCAAAACGUGGUCCGAAGCGCAGAAGGAUUGUCGCAAGGAGACGGGGGAGCUUGUGAGCAUGCGCUACAUUGAGGACCACAGCUUCGUCAUUUCUCAACUGGGAUACGCCUCCACCGACGAGCUUUGGAUCGGCCUGAAUGACAGGAGGACCGAGGGCCUGUUCGAGUGGAGCGACCUGGCUGACGUCGCCUUCACCAGCUGGGAGUACGGAGAACCAACACUCUUGACAGACAACGAGGACUGCGUUCUCAUUAAGGGCGAGAAUGGCAACUGGGCAGACCGCUCCUGUGAUGAGAAACAUGGCUUCAUCUGCAUGAAGCAGAGCAGCACGGACCACCAGCCAGAUGAAGUUCACAUGGAUAUUGGCUGCAAACCUGGUUGGAAACGACAUGGCUCCUACUGCUACUUUGUGGGGACAGAGAUCAAAAUGUUUGACGAAGCCAAGAACGACUGCAAGGCAACAAACUCCUACUUGGCUGAUGUGUCAAACGGGGUGGACAACGCCUUCUUGAUCAGCUUAGUGGGGGCAAGGGCUGAGAAGUAUUUCUGGCUGGGCCUCUCAAACCAGAAGAACUCUGACGAAUUCGUGUGGACCAAUGACAACGCGGUCAGGUUUACUCACUGGAAUAAUGAGAUGCCAGGUAGGAGACAAGGCUGCGUGGCCAUAACAACCGGUAUUUUGGCCGGCCUCUGGGAUCUGCUGCCUUGCGACAAUAAGGAGAAGUACAUCUGCAAGCAUCUGGCUGAAGGGGCGGUCUUGACACCGCUCCCGCCUACCAUUAGCCCCCCGCAGUGUGUUGAGGGCUGGACACGAGUGGGAACGAGAAACAUCUGUUCCAAGUUCUUCACAGGGCCCCGUUCGUUUGAGAAGACCUGGUUUGAGUCCAGAGAUUUCUGCCGGGCCAUCGGAGGAGAUCUUCUCAGCAUCCAUAGUAGCUCUGAGAUGUUUGUGGGACGCCACGGAAAGGCCUGGAUUGGACUUCAUAUCGCUGACCCGAGUGUAGGCUAUGUGUGGAGCGAUGGAUCCCCACUCAACUUCCAACACUGGCAAGAGGGGGAGCCAAAUAAUUUUCAAAAUUCGGAAUCUUGCGCCGAGUUCCGCAUAUUUCGUUUCGAUGACUCGGGCUCGUGGAACGACGUCCAUUGUGAGAGCUACAACGACUGGCUUUGUCAGAUCCGCGCGGGAGUGACUCCAAGGCCACCUCCAAAUGACACUGCCACCGACAUUAACACGACCUCAGACGGAUGGCUCGAGUGGCGAGGGAGUCAGUACUACAUCAAUCGAGUCCCAAUGGCCAUGGACGACGCUCGGCAUUACUGCAAGCAGCACCACGGUGACUUGGUGACGAUCAACAGUGAAGCUGAAAAUGUCUUCUUAUGGAAACAGAUUUCCAGAAGUUAUGGGACCUAUUACAUAGGUUUGUCAGUGGACCUAGAUGGCUCAUUUUGGUGGAUGGACGGUACUUCAGUGGGGUACCAAAAAUGGGACGAGGACCAACCUAAUCAGAAUAGCUAUGAUCAGAACUGUGUCGCUAUGUCCUACUUUAUGGGCUUGUGGCGUGGCUUCAACUGCGGAGAAGAGCAUCAGUUUAUUUGCAAACGUGGGACGACGGCGCCAGUCAACACCACCGCAGCCCCCACAGUUGCCCCCAGAGGUGGCUGCCCACUCAAAUGGAACAAAUUUGACUCCAGGUGUUACAGCAUCAACAGUAACCGCAAGACCACGUGGGAAGAGGCAAGGAAACAAUGCUACUCUAUGGGAGGAAAUUUAGUCUCUAUACCCACAAGGCGUGUGCAAGCGUAUUUGGUCACCAAAAUGGCAGAAGUGGCGGCAGACCUGUGGAUCGGGUUGAACAGUUUAAAGCAAGACGCGUUUUUUUGGAGCGACGGAAAACCAAGGCAAUACACCAACUGGGGCUACUCUAUACAUCGACGUCGUCCAGGGACAUUUUACCAAAGAUGGAAUGAGGAAAGUUGUGUUAUCGUGACCAACAAUCCCACGAAUGGAAUUGGCAAAUGGUUGAUCAAGUCCUGCAACGACACCAAUGGCUUCAUCUGCACCAGGAAUCUUGACCCGGGUCUCCCAUCCCAAGGCGAACCGGUCGUUCCCAACAUCUUCGUAUCCCUGGGAAACGACAGCAUCAUGGCCGUGCCUGUCAAUAUGACGUGGGAUGGCGCCAAAACACACUGCGAAGGCAACAAAGCCAACCUGGCCAGUCUGAGGAACGAGUGGACCCUGGCUUACGUGGAGCUGUUGGCCUUGAAUCUCAAAUCCCCUCUGUGGAUCGGACUGAACAAAGACCAGACCGGGGGUUAUUUUAGAUACAUGGACGGCUGGCAUAUGAGCGUCGCCAACUGGGCUGAAGGGGAGCCCAGCCAGGACCGGCCAUGCGGGUACCUGGACUUGGAUGGAAAAUUUAAAACGAGCCCCUGCAAUCGCACCAUGUACGGCGUUUGCAUGCAGUCGACAGACGUGGCGCCAACACAGUCAGCCAGCUUCCCGGGACUUUGCCCCGAUGACGCCAUGGCGGACUACAGCCAAAGUUACACGUGGCUGCCAUAUAAGAGUCACUGUUACUUGUUUGUCACAGACGAAAUUGAAUGGGCGGAUGCAGCCACGAGCUGCGCAAGACAUGGUGGAUUUUUGGCCAGCAUCGAAGAUCCCGAUGAGCAAGCGUUCAUUCAAAGCAAUGUGGAAGUGUUCGAGGACAGCCACACCUCAUUCUGGAUCGGCCUGUACAAAACUCAUAAAGGCACAUGGCUGUGGCUGGAUAAAACCGUAAUGGACUACACAAACUGGGGUUCGGAAGGUGCGGAGAGGGACUACGGAGAGAUACGAACCUCCGAUGGGGAGUGGUCGUCGGGCAUGAAGUGGAAUGACCGAGCGUACAUCUGUGAAACACCCAAAGUGAUGCCCAGAGAUACAGACCCCGAAUCUCAACCGCAUGCAGGCGGCAAUGGCAGCUCGCGCGGACACACCAGCCUGAUCGUAGUGCUGAUCAUCACCCUCACGUCUUCGUUGGCCGUCCUCGCCUUCUUCCUGUACAAGACGUCGCCCCGCUCGCUGCCCACCUUCGACAACCCGCUCUACUUCGGCAACGAGCGAACGCAGCCCGACGUGGUGGACACCAACAAACUGAUUGAGAAGGCCGAGGAGGAGAUCCCUGAGCCAAUUAUCGCCCUGUGAUCCGUGCACUGGCUGGUGGGAACGUGCUCAUCUCAGGCAAAUGUAUCACACUGGCACGCUCCACAUAUUUGUGUUCUACUGUAUAGGAUAUGUAUUCAGUUAUUUAAUAAUAGUAAGCGUGAGUUUCAGCGGCAGCAGCCAUGUGUGACCUUGUGGAACUGAACUUUUUAGGCUCUGGGAAGUCUUGCUGGAACUGAUUUGGUAGCUGAUUGUUUUUUUUUCUCUUAUUCUGCAAAUGAGUGUACAUAAUGAAUGAAAUGCUGUUCAUUGCUUGUGUUCGUCAAUUGUGUACAAAUGGCACUGCUUUAAAUGACAAUUAAACAUGGCUUCAAAUGUCA